CUGGAUUACACUGGGAUGCACAGGGAGCCCUCCUGGCUGGAGGAAGAGACAAAGCGGCUGCUGGAGCCGGCAGCCAGCCCACCCAACAAGGUGCUGAAUGGAGCGGAGCAGAGCUACCACAACCUGCCGUCGGCACGCACCGAUGAGCAGGCCAUGCUGUCCUCCAUCCUCGCCAAAACAGCCAUCAAUAUCAUCGACGUGUCGGCAGCAGAUUCCCAGGGCAUGGAGCAGCAUGAGUACAUGGACAGAGCCAGGCAGUACAGCACGCGCCUGGCCAUGCUCAGUAACAACCUGACGCACUGGAAGAAGCUCCCGCUGCUGCCGUCUCUGACUAACCAGCCGCACCAAGUGCUCGCCAGCGACCCUGUCCCCUUUGCAGACCUGCAGCAGGUGUCCCGGAUAGCUGCCUACGCCUUCAGUGCGCUCUCACAGAUCCGUGUCGACGCCAAAGAAGAACUGGUUGUACAGUUUGGCAUCCCCUGAACCUGUCCCCACCACCGCUGCUUCACCGCUUUGGGUUGUUUUUGGUUUUUUCCCCAUUUUUUUUCUCUUUAUAUCCCUUCCCUCCCCAUGCUGCUGCCACAGAACUUGGACAGAUACCCUGUUUCCUACUAAAUGCCAAGGCGCCCAUCAUUGGCACGUCGAGCCCACCUGCAUUGCUUGAGGCUUUCUCCUCCUCGUGGGUGUGUGGGUGGGCGGGUGUGCGUGGGGAGGAGGCUGUGUCAGCUGGACGCUGCCUUGCACAGGGACGAGCACAAAGGGAACAGCCGGUGCCAGGAGGCCCUGGUGUGGGUCAGCACCGUGUGCCAGGUCACCAGGACGGGUGGGCUGGAGCCAGGCGGAUGUGAGGCUCUGCGUGGGGCCUGGUGGCUCCAACACCAUCUCUUCUCCUUUUUACAUGUUUAGACCUUUAUUUCGGUUGGUUUUUUUUUUUUUUUUUUUUU
Ficedula albicollis (Collared flycatcher) is the source of this 944-nucleotide messenger RNA. RefSeq names its product late endosomal/lysosomal adaptor, MAPK and MTOR activator 1 (gene LAMTOR1). Bases 16 to 483 code for a protein of 155 amino acids. Gene Ontology annotation, cellular component: membrane raft; lysosome; Ragulator complex. The record is from RefSeq and is a predicted model, not a curated record. Gene Ontology annotation, biological process: positive regulation of MAPK cascade; lysosome organization; regulation of receptor recycling. Gene Ontology annotation, molecular function: guanyl-nucleotide exchange factor activity; molecular adaptor activity. The transcript has 5 exons. Lineage: Eukaryota; Metazoa; Chordata; Aves; Passeriformes; Muscicapidae.